Messenger RNA from Salvia splendens (bonfire salvia), 1197 nucleotides. RefSeq lists its product as uncharacterized. Lineage: Eukaryota; Viridiplantae; Streptophyta; Magnoliopsida; Lamiales; Lamiaceae. The coding region runs from base 1 to 1197 and encodes 398 amino acids. The record is from RefSeq and is a predicted model, not a curated record. The transcript has 3 exons.
AUGGGUGAAGAUAGAGUGCAACAAGGUGCUGCACGUACAACUGAAAUGAGGAUAAAAAAACAACAGGAUGUUGAAAUAAGGUCCAAAAAGCAACAUGAUAUGCAGAAACCAGAGACCUCAAAGCGUGGGAGGGUACAAUGCAUCGACGAACCUGAAAUGCCUGCCAGAAAGAAACAGGCUAAAGCAAGCAGUGAUAAAUCUAUUACUUGUAAAAUCAGAAGACCUAAAUUGGUCAUUAAGAUAGGGGUGAAAGUUCUGGUGGAUGCCAUUGAGAAAAUGAACUCCAAACAACUAGCUGCUCUGGAAGACAUGGGUUUUGGACAGCUUGUACAUUUGAAGAUACGAUACAUUCCUGCUGACAUGGCAUUUUCACUACUGGAAAAUUUUAAUCAUGACAACUGCUCCAGAAUAAAACUUGUUGAUGAUCAACCAUUGCACAUCACUGAGGAGGAUGUGUAUGCUACUUUGGGACUGCCAAGAGGAGAGUUGAUGAUUAAAAGUCAAAAGAAGCAUGUGAUGAAUGAUGUGAUGAAGACAAUUGUAGAGGCUAAGAAUAGGAAAGCAAUAACUCCAGCUGAUUUGCAAGAGCAGCUUGAUAGUGAUCCAGAAGGUGGUGAGUGGUUUAAGAAAAUAUUUCUUAUUCUGUUGGACAAUGUUCUGAUCUCCCCAACUGCCAACGGAAAUUGUCUUGGCCGUAUCUUGGAUGAUAUUGGCAACAUUUCAAACGUGAGGCAGUACAAUUGGUGCAGCUAUGUGUUGGAUACACUAAUCACAACACAUGAUAGCUGGAAACGCAAGAACAAAUCCACUCCAUUCACUGGACCAAUCACUUUUCUAUUGGCAUGCUAUGUAGAUAGGGUUGUCUACAGAACAAGACUCGUGGUUAGAAGAUUCCCAACUGUCCGGAACUGGACAGAAUCCAUUCUUAAGGAGAGAGGACAGAUGGAAUUCGAUAAUGGAGGCACCAUUGGAAGAGGAAACAUAGAAUGUAUCAUCGAUCCUGUCUCCAUUGAAUCUUUAUAUGCCAACAAGUAUUCAAUAACUGUCAACACCUCUGUCCCUUCAACUGAUGAAGCUCCUUUACCUGAUGAAGCCCCCCCUGCUACUGAUGAAGCCCCCCUUCAAGUGAUCAAGUUCCUUCAUCUGAUGAAAUUAAAAGAUCAAUUAGGGAGGCUGCAGAUGCUGUUACUAAAAUGA